Messenger RNA from Schizosaccharomyces japonicus yFS275, 2952 nucleotides. RefSeq names its product kinesin-like protein Pkl1. Gene Ontology annotation, biological process: microtubule-based movement. Bases 151 to 2358 code for a protein of 735 amino acids. Gene Ontology annotation, molecular function: cytoskeletal motor activity; microtubule motor activity; microtubule binding. The record is from RefSeq and is a predicted model, not a curated record. The transcript is spliced from 5 exons. Gene Ontology annotation, cellular component: microtubule cytoskeleton. Lineage: Eukaryota; Fungi; Ascomycota; Schizosaccharomycetes; Schizosaccharomycetales; Schizosaccharomycetaceae.
GAGGAAUGGUGUUGAGUUGCCCACACCAAAAAUCAACAACAGGAUUUCAGGUGCGGCGGUCUUGUUUGUACGUGAUAUUCAGCUGUGAGUUGCUGUUCCAGGGGACAGAAGACGAGAUCAGAAAAAUACUGUGUGGAUUGGAUUUCCAUUAUGGUUGAUCAAUCAAACUCGCCAACGAAAAAGAGCUCAGCGGCAUUGUCCCAAAAUGCGAAUUCAAGCAACAUUUUUCUGUUAGGCGGGGUCCACAAUGAUGAUUUCUCUAUGUCGAGAAUCAAUCGAGGAUUCUCCAACACAGCUUACGGCAGACAACAAACUCGGUUCCCUACCUUUCAAAAGCCAAAUAGUCUACUUUCAUUGCAGCAGUCCUCCAUUCGGCAGGGUUUGGACGACGAAAAUGAUAUAGACAGUUUGGAAAACGCAUAUUUCGACAUGAAGUCGAAGCUUCAUGCAAAGAAUGCACAGUUCGAUGAAAUCCAAACAUCUGCAAACACAAAACUGGCCUCCCUUCAGGCAGCCCUAGAUGCUGAAAAGAAGCAAGUGACGGAAUUGACUGCACAGGUUAAUUCAUGCAGCGCACAAUACACUGGCAAAAUUAAUGGACUACAAACUCAGUUAUCUGUAGAGCGGCAAAGGUGUGCCGACUUGCAAAAACAAUAUGCUGAAAAAGAGACUGUUUGGAACAAAAACCUGGCGGAGUUAAAAGCUAAACAGUACUCGGAACAGCUGAAAUGGUGUCACGAAUUCAAGAGCGAAAUAGAUGCUAUUCGUAUUUCUUUUAAUGAAGCCAUGGAUGAGGUUCAAGUAAAUACCCAACUCAAAUAUGCAUCGUAUGAAAAGCGAAUAGUCGAAUUGCAGAGGGCAUAUGAAAUCCAGUAUUCCAACGAAGAAGAGAAACAUAAGUUGAUUGUUCAGGAUCUUCAACGCCAGUUAAACGAAAUUCAACAGAUACACGAUGAGACACAGACUGUUGGACGCGCACAGUUAGAAGAGUUGCAAUCUAAAGUUUCAGAAGCACUUGCUCAAAUCUACGAGCUCCAACGGAAAAAUGCGACAUUAGUUGGUGAAAUAAACCUGUCGAAUCAGAAGAAUGAGUCUCUUCAACAGCAGAUGGAACUCAUCCAGUCGUCUUUAAAUUCCAACACUAAUGACGCUGCACAACUUCAGAUCACAUUAGAUGCGGUCCAGCGCAGAAAUGAUGAGCUAGAGCGCCGACUCAUGGAAGAAGAGAAGCAUCGACGACGCCUUCACAAUGUUAUUCAAGAUUUAAAAGGAAAUAUCCGGGUGUUUUGUCGAGUGCGUCCAGUGCUUCCCGUGGAGGCAGCUUCCAUUUCAAAUCCAGAAAUUGUCAUGAAAUUUCCUGAUAUCCAUUCCGUUGAACCUCGAGAGCUUGUACUUGAAGGACUUCGCACUGAAAAUUCUCUAGGCCAGCCGUCAACCAAAAUUUAUAAUUUUAGCUUCGACCGCGUAUUUCCACCUAAUAGCAGUAACUUGGACGUCUUUCAGGAGCUUUCCGAGUUUGUGCAAAGCGCUUUGGAUGGCUAUAACGUCAGUAUCUUCGCCUAUGGACAGACUGGUUCGGGAAAAACGCAUACCAUGUCUUCUUCGGACGGUGUCAUUCCAAGAGCUGCAGCACAUGUCUUUCAGGAAGUGAAACGAUUAGAAGAGAAGGGCUGGAAAUAUCAGUUGACGGCCCAGAUGAUUGAGAUAUACAAUGAACGAAUCCGAGACCUACUUUCCGAUGAAACGACAUCAUCUCGCAAACGCCUUGAAAUCCAUCAUGAUGAACGGACUCGUAGAACACGUGUGACGGACAGUAAAUGCAUCUAUCUCGAAACAGAGCAAGUGAUGCAAGCCGUGUUGCAACGGGCAAGUGAGAGACGAUCAGUCGCCGCAACAAAAGCCAACGAGCGGUCUUCGCGUUCGCACUCAGUCUUUACAUUACACAUUGAUGGUGUACACGCGGCCACAAAGGAGAAAACGUUUGGAUCAUUAAGUCUUGUUGAUUUGGCAGGUUCGGAAAGACUCGCCCACAGUCAGGCAGUGGGCGAUCGUUUGCGGGAAACACAAGCCAUCAAUAAGAGUUUAAGCUGUCUUGGAGAUGUCAUAGCGGCUCUCGCCAGUAAUUCAGGCAACUCUGAACGGCACCACAUUCCAUAUCGGAAUUCAAAGUUGACAUAUCUAUUAAAGUACUCGUUAGGAGGAGACGCUAAAACACUCAUGUUUGUUAAUGUUUCUCCAUUACGUGACCACUUUGCAGAGUCUCUCAACAGCUUACGUUUUGCUACUAAGGUCAACAGUACACGAUUGGGGGUUAGUACAAGAACCGCAUCAAAGCCCUCCACAGUCAUCAUUACUUAAUGCAAAAAAGAAUGCCUAAUCUAUUGCUGAGGAGUGGCCAUUUGUGUCUGCUUUUGUGCGAGAUCAGCACGAACCAUAGUAAGAUCGCUACGGCUUUUCUCAAGCAAACCUUCUACUCGAACACUGGGAAAGUCAGCGGAGGGUUCUCGUCAAAUAAGUUUGUGACACAGUUACAGUCGGUGACGGUAAGGAAGGGAUACGUGUCACCUUUAUCGCUCACUCGAGCUUGUUUACUUACAUUUCGUUUCGAAUAAACUCAAGACGCUUGGCCACAUUCGUUUUGGCUUCCUCUUGAUCUUGUUUCACCAGGGUCGGUCCAAUCAACUUGAACACAUUGGAAGAGGGAUCUAGUUUUUCAAAUUCCUAGUCGUUUAGUAUUUAUUCCUAGCUUUUGUCUGGACUGUGCCUCAGUGAAUGCGCCAGUCGUGUCGACUGUUAUCCUUAUCAUUUUACCUUUUGUACAGUUACAUUUUCUUGCAGUUGAGACUCAAGUUUCUUUAAAGCUUGGACAUGAUUGGAGACCUCUGCAAGAAUGAAAAAAUAGAUUAAUAAAACCAUUUCCACACAAUUUCACAUUUUCUCUUUGGACGAAAG